AUGCAGGGUCUGAGCUCCCGGGCUCACGCGUUUUCGGUGGAGGCGCUGGUCGGGAAACCUUGCAAGAGGAUGAAAGUGUCAGAGGGACUCGAGUCAAAUUCAGCUGGAGACACCGUUAGUGAUACGAGCAUCGUUACCGGCCUAAGUGAGUAUCCUGUCAGCCAGAUGAAGAAAGUGGGUUCAACACCGAGGAGGCCGGAGGACAGUUCCUGCGAUCCGGAGAGACAAGCUGUCAGAUCAGGAGCUGAAGAGUCUGAGCCGGGCGGAGAGGAGAGUAAAGCGAAGGAGAGCGACUGCCGCCCGGAGAGGGAAGUCCGGGUGGAGCUGCAGGGCUCAGAGCUGUGGAAGAGAUUUUAUGAGAUCGGCACGGAGAUGAUCAUCACUAAAGCCGGCAGGAGAAUGUUUCCCUCAGUGCGCGUCAAAGUGCGCAAUCUGGAGCCGUGCCAGCAGUAUUAUAUCGCAAUGGACGUCAUGCCGGUUGACUCCAAACGUUAUAGGUACGUGUACCACAGCUCGCAGUGGAUGGUGGCAGGGAACACGGACCACUCCUGCAUCUCUCCCAGACUGUACGUGCACCCGGACUCGCCGUGCGCAGGAGAGACGUGGAUGCGUCAGGUCAUCAGCUUUGACAGGAUCAAACUCACCAACAACGAGAUGGACGACAAGGGACAUAUUAUUCUUCAGUCGAUGCAUAAAUACAGGCCACGUGUGCACGUCAUCCGGCAUGACCCUCGUAUGGACUUGUCACAGAUCCAGUCUCUGCCUGCUGAGGGAGUGCACAGCUUCUCCUUCCCAGAAACCGAGUUCACCACCGUCACAGCCUAUCAGAAUCAACAGAUCACAAAACUGAAGAUCGACAGGAACCCGUUCGCCAAAGGCUUCAGAGAUCCAGGGAGAAAUAGAGGGGUAUUAGAUGGCCUGCUGGAGUCGUAUCCCUGGAGAGGCCCUCUCAGCUUGGACUUCAAGCCGUUUGCCAUACAGCUCCAAGGGAGCACGGGGUCGCCGACCGGCAGCGCCUCCCCUCUGAAGAGUCUCCUACCUCUCUCCUCUUCCUCAUCCCUUCACCCGUUCUCCCUCUCGACGCUCUCCUGCCAGGACGCCGCUCUCCACACUUUCGCUCUUCCUCUCUACGGGAAGGCCUCCGCCACCUCCCCGCUGCCCAGCAGAGCCUUCUCCUCGCUGGGAGCAGACAGACUGAGAGGCCUGCCCCCACUGUCUCCUUUAACAGACCUCCCGCUCCUCUCUGCACUCCAGGGGAAGAAACCUCCCCACUGCAGGGACCCAUGUCUUCACGGGUCUCCGGGGAGCUCCCCCUGCCUGAUCCCCCUCCACAGCCCCUUAAGUCCUCAGGGGCCUGCGUCCUCUCUCCUCCCUCAUCUCUCAGACACUGCCGGCCCUUACUGUCUAUACCGCUACAGCUUCCCCCUGAGCCCCCAACUCGCAGCCAUUUCCCGGCACGCCAAACUAGCCGAAGACACCACAGACUGUCUGCUGCGCCAGUCUCCAUGGCACCCAACCACCAACCACUGCCUCUGA
Messenger RNA from Scomber japonicus (chub mackerel), 1536 nucleotides. RefSeq names its product T-box transcription factor 22 (gene tbx22). The transcript has 8 exons. The record is from RefSeq and is a predicted model, not a curated record. Gene Ontology annotation, molecular function: RNA polymerase II cis-regulatory region sequence-specific DNA binding; DNA-binding transcription factor activity, RNA polymerase II-specific. Gene Ontology annotation, biological process: positive regulation of DNA-templated transcription; cell fate specification; regulation of transcription by RNA polymerase II. Gene Ontology annotation, cellular component: nucleus. Bases 1 to 1536 code for a protein of 511 amino acids. Lineage: Eukaryota; Metazoa; Chordata; Actinopteri; Scombriformes; Scombridae.